AUGGCUGUUUCUCUUGCAAUUUUUCUCUUGGUUCCGUUGUCGUCUGUUAACGCUGCACCUCCGGCGGUCCAAAUCUCGAAUGGCGAGAUUCAGCCAGUGGGUACCGCGACUGCUUGCUCGACAAUCACAACAACAAUCGGUACUAGGAUCGACCACGUUCCGGUGCCUUGCUCAGCUUUCCCACCCGUGUUCACUGAAGAAGUGAUCGUGAAUGGCACAUCUGCAUCUCUUGUUAUCGGUCCUUCAGGAGAUGUCAACUUUGAGAAUGAGCCGUGGCUUGCUCAGCCAACCUCCCUGGCUAAUCCUAACAGCCAACUACCAAGUCAUCCCUUGGAUAGGACAGUUGGUAGUUCCAUUUCUUCGCAAAUUGGGUCCCCAAAUUCCAAGAAUCAAACGACGAGUUCCUCUUAUACCAGUGCCUCUAGCGGCUCACUAUCCUCGCAGUCUCAAUCUCUAGGCACCGGUAAUAAUACAGCAAGUACCACAUCUACUAGUGCUCUAAAUGUAUCGCUAUCCUCGCAGUCUCAAUCUCAGAUCUCCAGCAGUCCAACCCAGAUUUCCAACUCGAACGGUGCAUCUGAAAGCUCGUUUUUGACAAAUUUAACUUUAUCACCUUCAUUUACAGCGAACUCUGGAAUCGCCACAUCCACUGGGACAUCUGCGAGCCUGCCAAUCGGUAGCAUAUCGUCCCAAAGCUCUGACAGCCAAGCGGUGAAUUCCACCCGCACCUCUGCCGAAAGUUCAUUAUCCACUCAGUCUCGCAGCCUAGAAUCUCUGUCGUCAGGGUCAUCAAGAGCUCUGCUGACAGCUUCUCCUGCUUCUUUAACCAUCAGUAUACCAUCGCCGACGACAACCUCUCAUGCUCUAACCUCAGGACCAGGUGGGAUUUCUCCAGGCUUUCCUUCGUCAGCUUUUGUUCCCAUCGCCACGCCAAUAACAUCCCUGGACCCUAUCGGCCCAGUCGUUAAAUCUAGUGCCAGCGCAGUGCAAAGUUCUAUUUCAAUCAUCAUUCCUGUCAUUCAAUCGUAUAUCGAUAAAACGACUUGCGACUCAUGUUCCACGGAUGCAGUCAAUGCGCUCAAAGAAGUGCUCCCAAUAAUCGAAGAGUUGUCUGAUAGUAUUGGGCCCGGACCGUCGCCACAUCCAUGUAGCGCUAGCCUAAACCUUCUUUCCGACAUUUUCAACGCGGUGAAGUGUGCUGCACAGAACGUUGAGAAUGCUAUAAGUCACAUUGAGGGCGGUGAAGACGAUAUCGGUGAUCUCAAAUCGGACGUAACAAAUCUCAACGACCUACAAAAACCGCUUGACAAUGACGACGAAGACGAUGAUGAUGAGUCGCAGUCCGCGCCAUCUCAGAGUCAGAGCAACCCAACCCAAAGUCAAUCAUCAGCGUCGAAAGCCUCGGCUUCUCAUGUAUCAACUAUGACUUCAUUGACGGCUUCCAAAGUCUCUCUGAGUGCUUCUUCGAGCUUGUCGACAACUGCCUCAUCGUCGUCAGGAAGCUGCGCUCUUCCGCCAGUUGUGACCCUUCCCCCGGACUCCUUGACCGGGCCUUCUCAGCCAGAUCAGCCAACGUCUGUUAUUGUGACUGGGCUCCCGACAUCCGUAACCAGAACUUCUAACACUCUCAUCACUGGUACGGUGUCGGUCAGUGGCACCGUAGCUGGCAGUGCACCUGCGACCACCACCCAGACCGCAAACAUCACCCCCGCACCCACCAUCUCCUGUUCCCUUCAAAAUGCGGAUCCAGACCAAGGAAUCAACACCAACUACUGCGUCUGCUCUGGUUCUACCUUCCCCGUGCUCAGUGUCGAAGCAACCGCGACCGGCCCAGGCGCCAGUUGUGCCUACACCUCUCUCCCCAGCGCCAGCACCAUCCAUCCUACCGCAAAUCUCCCGGUCACUACCAGCAAUUGUCAAGUCUGUAGCGUGGGCUUCAACUCGGAGCAGUGUACCCCUCUGCCCAAUUGCACGCCCACGUCCGCACCGGCUUCGACUGCGGCUACUACGACUACGAGCGCCCCUCCGCCUCCAUCUUCGCGUAAGUGA
This is a messenger RNA of Letharia columbiana, 2049 nucleotides long. RefSeq lists its product as uncharacterized. The transcript is spliced from 3 exons. The record is from RefSeq and is a predicted model, not a curated record. Bases 1 to 2049 code for a protein of 682 amino acids. Lineage: Eukaryota; Fungi; Ascomycota; Lecanoromycetes; Lecanorales; Parmeliaceae.